This is a messenger RNA of Cladocopium goreaui, 7559 nucleotides long. Lineage: Eukaryota; Dinophyceae; Suessiales; Symbiodiniaceae. The record is from the annotation of a GenBank genome assembly.
GCGGAUCCUUGGCGCUGCGCGGCUGUGGGUCUUCCACAAUGGUCAAAGGGCAGAGAUGGAAAGUUCUGGGAGGUGCUGAUGGCAUCAUCGCCCGGGAGGGCGCGGAGGAGUACUCGCGCAUGCUGCCUGAGGUACUGCCGACGGGAGCUGUCGUCGAGGAGCAGGAAAUCAAAGGGAAUCGCCUUCGUUUCAUUCGGCUGUCGGGGCGCGGUCCCUACACGGGCUGGGUGGAUGUGAAGGAUGGCAAGACGGAUCUCCUCAUGAAGGUGGAAAAGAAGACGGCCAGCCUGGCUGUGCCCACCGCGGUGGAGGAUGACCUGGAUGGCACCAGCAAGCGCAAGAAGGGCGAACAGAAAUAUCGGUCUGCGGCGCCUGACGCACACCUUGGUGGCCUCCCCUUCGAGGCGUCCAAGGACAAGCCCGCGCGCCCGGGACGUUUCUGGAAGGUCGUUGGAGCAGCUCGCGAUGGUUUGAAAGUGUGGCAAGGCGUCUCAGAGAACAGCCAGAUCUUCCCUGGGACGCUACCACAAGGGGCCGUGGUGGAAGAGGUCCAAGUGGUUGGAAACAGGCUCAGCUUCACGGAUUUCUCCAUGCGCGGACCUCCGAGCGGCUGGGUGAAUCUGCGGGAGAACGGCCGGGACAUGCUGGUCAUCGACACCGAAGGCCUCUCCACGUUGAACAUCGCCGAAGCGUUGAGAGAAAGUGCUGGGAUGAAUUUCGUUCCUCCCGCCAAUGUGGAGCCGCCCUUGUCUGGCUGGGCCAAGCUUUCUGAGAUGUAUCAGAAGCCCGAAGGAAAAAUGGACGUAGCAGCUGCUGCCGCAGAAACCGACGACAGCAAGAAACGACGGAAGAGGCGAACGGUCGCUGCAAAGGAGAUGCCGAAGCUGGAAGAAUUGGCCCAUGCCACGGAGGAAACCCUGGUGGAUGUCUUAGGCUUCCCAGAGCAGGAAGCAAAGCACUUUGCCAUGCUCAAUGAUGAAAGCAAGCAGCGUGUGAUCACCGAGUGCCGCGCCUUGAUCGACAUGUCACCCUUGGAACGGCAGGAGGCCUUCGAAAAGCUGCGCAAAGCCUGGCCGCAAGGACCCUUCCCAAGCUUCGCCAAGCCUACGGAGAAUCUUCCACCUGUCAGUAACAACUUGCUUCCCAAGGGCACCUGCUUCCCCUUGAAGCGCCCCAGCACGAAGACCCCGGCCGUUGGCCAACCUCUGGCCUCCGCCUUAGAUGGCAAGCCGGGUUUCUUUGCACCGGAGACCAUGAAAAAUGUGCUGGAACAAAAGAAAGCCCUUCAAAGCCUGGUGCCCAAGAGCUCUCCGUCCGACGGGUCACAAGAAGUGGCUGCAGAUCCCUCAGUGGCCACGAUGGACCUCUGCCGCCUUCCAACGACCAAAGCGGAGCCGGAGAAGCUGUCGAAGACAGUGAUCAUGAAAGGCAAGGUGAGUGCGGUGGACGUGUCCAUUUACCUCGCUUCUGAGAUGAAGACCCGUCCCAUCGUCCUGGACUCGGGCUGUGGCGCCAAGCUGCUCUCGGGGAAGCUCAGCGAAGCCGACUACCGCGGCGAACGCGCCAAGGUGCUGAGGGACUCGGCACCGCAGAUGGGCAACGUGGAUCUGCUGAGUUUGUCCAAACCAAGCUUCGUGAGUGACACCCACAAGGACUACUUCAAGGCUGGGGUGGACAUUUGCUGCACCAACACCUUGAAGGCAAAUGCCUUUGGUCAGAAGGACUUCAAGACCGGAAAGUUUGUGACUGAGAUGAACAAAGCAGCAGCACAGUUGGCCAAGCGUGCGGCGGCGGAGGUGACGAAACAGGAAGUCAAGAAGCCACGCUUCGUCGCUGGAUUGGUGGGGCCAUGUGAAGUGCGCACAAACUUCGAUGAAAUGGUGGAGGCCUACACUGAGCAAAUCAAAGGCUUAGCAGAAGGAGGAGUCGACCUGCUGGCCCUCGAGAUGCACGAGGCGCGCUCGGCCAAGGCGGCCUUGUGCGCGGCCAGCGAGGUCUACCGGCAGAUGAAGCAACGGGUACCGCCGCUGAUCAUCCACGCAGUCAUCGAUCCCGCCACCGGCCGCACCAUGGGGGGUCAAACCGCGGACGCCUUCUACAUCAGCGUGAAGCAUGCGCGGCCACUGGCCGUGGGCGUGGUGGGUAGCAAGGUGUCCACCAGCUAUAGCCAGUUGCUGCAGCAGUGCGGCUGCUUCAGCAGCAUGAAAUCAGGUCCAGAAGCUCUCCAAGCCAUGAAGGAACUGCCCAACUUUGUGGGCCUGGGCCCUGGUGGCCUGCCAUCGAACUUCAGCGCGCUGGGUGGAUUGCAACGGGCCACCCGCGCGCUGCCGGAGGUCAAGAGCAAGUUGAUGCUUUCCGGCCUUGAAAGCCAUGUGGUGGAGAGCUUCACCCUCAUAGGACAGCGUGGAAGCACACGAGCCUUUGGUGCCUUUGGCGCCGAUUGGGGUGGAAUGGCGGUGGACGGGGAUAUUCUGGAAUGGUCCCCAAAUGAUGAGCAUCUCUUUCAGAUGGCUUGCAACAUGUUGGCUCCGCCGGUGGGGUUUGCCCGGCUUGGAACAAGGUCUAAAGCCCUGGAUCUUUGCGCCGCAGACAGCGACAACGGCGCUGACAUCUUGGAUAUUUGCGUGGAUGGAGUGGCCAAUGACGGCAGCAACCGUGGCAGCAAAGUGCUGAUGACCAAAUUUACCACCCUUUGCGACGCUGAUCCUCGCGUGGCGAAAUCUCCCAUGAUGAUCUGUUCGUCGGACUGGAAGGUGGUGAAGGAAGGUCUCGGCAAUCUGCAGGGCCGCUGCAUCGUCAACGCCAUUUGCUUGAUGGUGGGUGAAGAUGAAUUCCUACAACUGGCCAAGGAGACCAUGAAGUACGGGGCAGCACUGGUUGUGAUGGCCAUUGGUGAGCAGGGCCGUGCUGUUACAGCCAAGGACAAAGUAGCCUUACUUCAGAGAAGCUAUCGUUUGCUCAGGCAGAAACUGGACUUCCCUGCGGAAGACAUCAUUUUGGAUUGCCAUCUCCAGACCUUGCGGCACGAUGAACAUCCCAUGGAGGUGAUCUCUGCCAUGGGCGACCUCAAACGGCUCUGUCCUUGUGCGCAGCUGACGGUGGGCUUGAGCAAUCUCAGCGCCGCCUUCGGGCGCCUGGGGAAGUUGCGGGAGGCGCUACACAGCACCUUCCUACAACACGCCGUGCCCAAAGGUCUCAACAUGGCCUUGGCACCUGCGGGGCGCUUGCCACUCUAUGGGGACUUGGAACAAGAAACGCGUCAGCUCUGUGAAGACGUGAUCCUCAACAGCCAAAAGGAUCAGACCGCGCUGAAGCGCUUCAUGGCCUUCCUGAACUUCCGCAGUGGCAAUACGGUGUGCCUUCCACUGCAAGCGGCAGAUGCUCAUGAUGCCGGUGCCUGGUGGACCCUGCCGGAAUGCAAAGCGGCGGGCAAAGAGGCACAAAAGCAAUACCUGGAGAAGCGAGGCCCAAUGCCAACAGCCGCACAACAGAAGGCCUACUGGAGCGCCCUGAAGCCCGCCCGCCUCUCGGGCGGCAAAGAGGUGCCACCCGAGGCGGGCUGCGAACGGCCCAAGCCCUGCCGGGUCUCCGCUUCCGGCGCAGCGCAACAGGUGAUGAGUGCCUUGCAGAGUGGUACAGCGAUCCCCUACACCACCCUACUGGGGCAGCUCAACACCAUGUUAAGUGUCUUGGCAGGUCUUGGGCGGUGCCGCAAAGUGCUGGUGACCGAUGGCCCCAUGGGGCCCUCAGACCAGCUGGCAGGGCAAGACGAAGCGGCCUUCCGCGGGCAGAAUCGAUUCCCAGCCACGGCAAAGAAUAACCUGGAUCUCCUGUCCAUCACCAAGCCGGAUUUGGUGCUGAAUGCACAUCGCGCAUUGCUGAAAGCAGGUGCAGACAUCAUCAGGACAAACACGCGCAACGGUGAUGGCUUAUGUCAAGCUUUCUAUGGCACAGAGGAUGCCACCUAUGAACUCAACAAAGCCGCUGCGACCUUGGCCAAACAGGCCGUGACCGAGGCAGUGGCUGCCGCAUCGAGUUCCAUGAAGUUCGUGGCCGGAGUCAUCGGUCCCUCCACCGGCAGCCUGUCGUCACCGAAGACGAAAACCACGUGGGAUCAGAUGGUGAAUGGCUAUCGACCUCAGGUCCGUGGACUGGUGGAAGGUGGAGCUCAUCUCCUGCUGUUGGACAUGGUCUCAGAUACCUCCAACGCCAAAGCUGCGGUCUAUGCUAUCCAGGAGUAUUUUGAGUUGAAUCCCAAAGCACGCUUGCCUCUCUUGAUCAACGUCUCCCUGAAAGCCGAUGGACGGACACCUUCGGGUCAAAGCUUAGAAGCGUGCGUGGUGAGUUUGCUUCAUGCGCAAGCCCUGGCCUUCGGAAUUGGGGGUGAUGCUGCUGCUUCGAGUAUUCCGCAGCUCUCCGGGACUUGCUCCUGCUGGAUCCAGUGGACAGGUACUGCACCCUCAGACAGCAUCAACAUCUUCUCGCCCAGCGGAUCUAAGCCAAAGGACAUUCAAGACGCGGUGGCGCAGAUGGAGAAAGCGAGCCCAAGAGCCCUUCCCUCGGAGAUCAGCAGCACUUUGCAGCUCAGCAAUUUGGACGCCGUGAAGCCCGCGGAUGGCUUGAAACUUAUUGGGCAGCGCUGCCAUGUGCAGGGCUCGCAUCGCUUCAAGGGGCUGGUGCAUGCGUGCAAAUACACCAGUGACGACGAUGAUAUCUGGGAGGCUGCCUUGGAAGUGGCGAUGAAACAGGCCGAGGACCAUGCGGAUUUGUUGGACCUCAACUUUGAUUCGCCCAACGUCGACGCACCGGAGGCGCUGGGGAGCUGCGGAGCUGGCCAUGGGCAAGUUUGUUCGCAGAUGUUCCCUCCAUCCGAAGCUGGCACAGGUGCCCCUAGUGCACCGCGUCUGCAGGGGAGGAUCAGUUCAGGAAGUUGGAAGGUCAUCGCAGAGGGCCUGAAGAACACGCAGGGCAAAUGCAUCGUGAAUGGCCUCAGCGUAUGCAGCAGCGAAGAGGAGUUCCUGCGGAUCGCGGCGGAGUGUCGUCGCUUCGGCGCAGCGGUGAUCAUCCUGGCCCUGCCGAGACAUGAGGGCGGCUACCCCAACAAAGAGGAGAAGGUGGAGUCGUGCCAGCGCGCCUAUCAGCUGCUGCGCAGCAAGUUGGACUUCCCAAAGGAGGACAUCAUCUUCGACUGCCUGCUGACGCCCGUGGGUUCUGAGGUGCCUGCCUCCGUGAAGGACUUCAUCGAUGCCGUCAGCGAGGUGAAAGGCCUGUGCCCGGGGGUCAGCUUCACCGCAGGCGUCAGCAACCUGAGCCACGGCGCGCGCACGGCUGCGAUGCUCCGGGAGGCCCUGGCCUCGGCCUUCCUCCAGCACGCUGUGCCGAAGGGGCUCAACUUUGCCUUCGUCGAGCUCGGACAUUUGCCGCGCUUGGAUAGCAUCGAAGAGCCCACCAAGAGUAUGUGCAUCGAGGUCAUGAACACACAGGCGCCCGAUGGACCGCACGUCUCGAAGCUGCUGAAUUUUGCCGCCUUCUUGAGCGGCUCUGCCGCGGCGGAGGAGGCGCAGAAAAAGGCGCCGCGCAACACGCUGCAGCGCAAGGACAAGGCAGCUUUAGUGCCUGUGGUUCAGAAACAGACUCCGCCAGAACCUUUGAGACCAUCGCCACAGUUCAUUCAUCCGGUGGAGACUUUGGUGCAAGCCACAGGAACUGUCAGCUCUUCAAUCUUCCAGACCUUUGGAAGUAAAGCCCAUGCUGCAGCCAACUACCACAGGCUGAUCACCGCCACCACCAUCAACAGGACGGUGCAUUUCUCCUCCAUCUCUGUCUACAUGGGUCAAGGUGGUUCAGGUCCGGUGACUGGCGCCAGUGGCAUCAUGGACGGUUUGGCAUUGUGGGAACGUCACCAGGGCAUCAAUCAGUAUUCCACCACAGUCUUGUGGGGUGCCAUCGGAGAAAUUGGUUUGCGAAAGGCGAUUUAUGGAUCUCGAGACGUCUUUGCACAGUUCGACCUGGGUCAGAAGUUGAUCGGCCCAGCAGACACUGCAUUCCUGGAGAAGGCCGUCUGUUUGAACCCUGCGACCUGGGACUUUGUGGGCUUGGCCUAUUUGGACAACACCUGGCAAGAUUCCUUGGCCGGUCGUGGAGCCACCACAGGUCUCCAAGGCCGAAAGACCUUCGUCGAAAAGGCCAAAUUGGAGAGCGACCUCAAAAAUGCAGAGAUGAAACUGCUGGUACUCUAUGAGGAGCUGUUGACCCUGAACGAACUGGAAGAGAAGGAUGAGACGCUGCUGAAGAAAGCAACCAAGUGUCGUCAGGAUAAGACCAGCGUCAUGCACCAGAUCAAGGAAUGUCAGGAUCAGCUCAGUGAGAAGAAGGCGGAGAUUGAGGAGUGGCACACUCAAGAGCAGAACCUGCAGGCUGAGUUCACAGAUUUGGUGGGAGAGAAUUCGCCGUUCCUCAGCGCUUUGCUGAAGGUCUACAAGAAGAAGGUGAAGCGCUCCAAGCGAAAGAAGGGCGGGGAAGAGGAGGACUUCGAUGAGGAUGAGGAGGAUGAAGACGAUGAGGGCAGCGAUAUCGAGAGUGACGAGGAUGAAGAUAUGGAGGAUGAUGACACCGGCCCACCACAGGGCUGUGACCAUCAGAUCUACGAGAGCGUCAUCGAUCUCCGAGAUAAACGUCUGGAGAUGGAGGAUGCUCUGCAAGAAAUCCAGAAGGCUGUCGAGGGGCUGAAGCAGACCCACAAGAAGCUGCUGGAUGACGAACGCCGCAUUGACAAGGAGCAGAAGAUGACGGACGCAGAAAUCCAACAGUUCCAAACCGACAAGCAGCGCAAGCUGAACCAGGUGCCAAUCGUCUUCGCGCUGCGGCUCUCUCAGGUCCAAUGCCUUGCCCCUGAGAGCGAUGCGAUGGAACGAAUGCCCGCUGAGCUCGGCCAACAAGUGAUCUUCACCAACGAGGGGCUCAAGCGGCUGAUGUCACGUAUUACCGAGCUGCACCAGGAGAUCAAAGAGGUGAAAGCCCGACAUAAGCAGCUGCAACGGGACUUCCGGGUGCGGAAGAAGGACAAGAACGUGGCAUUGCAACACAUCGAGGAUCUCCACGGCAAGUUCCAGGAUAUCCAGAUGCUGAAGUUUGGACAGAUCGUUGACUUGGAUCUUAUCGAACGAUCGGCGCCCAACAAGUACGUCCAGGAGUUGCAGGAGAAGGUUCUCCAGGCAGAAGCCGAGCACCGGCGCCGCAUCGCUGAGUGGCAGAAGAGGAUGGAGAAACAGAAGAAGGAACUGACCAAGAUCACCUGCGACAACACCUCCCUGAUGGAGCAGAUUGUCAGUAUGGGCUAUUCACAGAUGCAGUUGGACGCUGCACUGAACGCGCGCAUCGCCAAUGUCACGGUCAACGACAACGAGCCGUUGAAUGAGCUGCGAGAGAUGGAGAGAGACCGCUGCAAAGACUUGCUGUCGCUUCAAUCCAAAGAGAUCGCCACGCUCAAGGCAGAGAUCAAUCUCUUCCGAAAGAAGGGCGGUCACAUUUAUACCACCGUCACCGCCAAUCGCCAGUGA